AAAAAAACUCUCUCUCGUGACCGCCACCCCCACCCCACGGUCAAACUCCUCUCUACCACGAUCCCCUUGCCGUCACCACCACACACGCCGGCCAGUUCCAGUGAGCUCCGGCCGCGCGUAACGCGCCCUAAACCUCCCCAAGCUCCGCCCCUCCCUUCCCUCCGUCAAGAUCCAUGCCUCAAGGCCCGUGGGAGAGGAGAGAAGAGGAGAGCGACCAUAUCCAGAUCUCGUCCUGCUCCACCUCCACAGACGCGCCACCGGCCCACCAGGAGAGGAACGACCUCGCACCGGCAAAGGAUCCGCAGCAACAUCUACAAGGGCAGGGGCAGGGGACGGGGACGGAGAAUGCCGAUAGCCAAAGUAAUCUUCUCCUCCUCCAUGCUCGUGUGCCGGGAGAUGCAGAGGACUCCUCCGUGUGCUUCUUCCCGGCCUGGCUGCUCUCACCCUGCUACUGCACGCGCCAUGUAAUGGAAUGGAAUGGAAUGGAAGACAUGGACAUGAAGCUACGGCGGCGACAAAGGCGAUAUCGACAUGGGGCUGUGGCGGCCACGAUCACAUCGACAUCGACACGGGGCUACGGCAGUGGCAGCGACAUCGACGACAUUGACAACGACAUGGGGCUGUGGCGGUGGCGACGACGACGACAUCAUCACGGUGCUGCAGCGACGACGACGACAUCAUCAUCACGAUGCUGCAGCGGCGGCGAUGACGACGACAUCAACACCAUCAACACGGGCUUGUGGAGGUGCCGACAUUAACGAGGCGUAUAUUGUACAUAUAUAUAUGUGUGUGUACUAAUUAUCUAUAUUAGAUACAUAUGAUUAACUGUAUGCAUAAUAUGUACGUAUUAUCAAAUGCAUUGUAUGUGAGUACUGUCAAAUGUAUGUCUAAACUGAAAUUUGUAGAUUUUUUAUUUUUUUAAAUCCUAAUUUGUUACUAGUAGCGUGGGUGUAUCAUAGACACGCUAUUACUAUUCCGUUAGUAGUAGCGCGGGUAUGAAAUAGUAGUAGCGUGGGAAACCGGCGCUACUGGUAUAUCUAUUUAUCAGUAGCGUG
Messenger RNA from Aegilops tauschii subsp. strangulata, 1055 nucleotides. The record is from RefSeq and is a predicted model, not a curated record. Lineage: Eukaryota; Viridiplantae; Streptophyta; Magnoliopsida; Poales; Poaceae.